This is a messenger RNA of Chelonus insularis, 1354 nucleotides long. Its product is annotated as apolipoprotein D-like. The transcript has 4 exons. Gene Ontology annotation, biological process: lipid metabolic process; response to reactive oxygen species. Lineage: Eukaryota; Metazoa; Arthropoda; Insecta; Hymenoptera; Braconidae. Gene Ontology annotation, molecular function: pigment binding. Gene Ontology annotation, cellular component: cytoplasm. The coding region runs from base 24 to 1043 and encodes 339 amino acids. The record is from RefSeq and is a predicted model, not a curated record.
UCCUUACAACAGACCGUUCAGAAAUGUUGAAGACGAUUGUACUUGCUGCCUGUGUCCUGACGAUUGUCAGGGCUCAAGUGCCUAGUUUAGGAUGGUGUCCGGACUACGUUCCUAUGGCUAAUUUUGAUAUGGCAAAGUUCCUGGGUACUUGGUAUGAAGCUGAAAGAUAUUUCCAACUUUCUGAGGUCGUUUCACGUUGCGUGAUGGCCAACUACUCUAAAGGGGCUGAUAACAAGUUGCGUGUUAGUAACGAAGUCACUAACAGAUUCACUGGAAUAAAACGGGUUUUAGAGGGUGAGAUUAAACCACCAGCAUCUAAAGCUGAAGAAGGAAAGCUGCACGUUAAAUACAGUCUUCCCCUCACUCCAGAAACAUCUUAUGCAGUGUUGGAAACAGAUUAUAAGAGUUAUGCUGUCUUGUGGAGCUGUACUGGUCUUGGACCGGUUCACACCCAAAAUGCUUGGAUUAUGACUAGAGAACGUCGUCCGCCGGGAGAAGUUUUACAAAAGGCUUAUGGAGUUUUGGAUAAAUAUAAGAUUUCCAAAACAUUCUUUGUAAAAUCUGACCAAGAAGAUUGUGCAUAUUUAGACACUCCACCUUCUAAAUUUGAUGAAAAACCAACGCCUGAACCAGUACCAGUUGAGGAACCAAUUGUUGAAAAUGUGUCAGAACAGAAACUAAGAACUGCAAUUAAUCCUGAUACACCAGAAAUUAUUUUAGAAACCAGAAAAGCUGAAUUAGCUGAAGCUGCUGCUGCUGCUGCUGUUGUGGCUAUGACUAAUGAUGAAGAAGACGAACCAAAAGAUGAACCUGCAAUCCAAGUUGUAAAAAAUGAACCUUCAAACAAAGAAGCACCUGAAGAUAAAAAAGAAGAACAUCAACAACAAGUACCUGUUUCAGUCGCUGAAAUUAUUAUCAAAACAGCAGAAAUCCCUGAAAAAGAAACUUCCAAACCAAAAGAAGAAGAACCCUCAUUAGUUCUUGCUGAUGCACCAAAAAUAGAAAAACCUGCAGAAGUAUUGAAAGAAAACAAAAAGCAAUAAACUUGAGUCGUACUAAUGUUGAUAUUAAAUUAUAAUAUUUAAGAUGAAAUAAAGAAACUAUAAGAUUACUAUUAUCGAUACAUAUAACUUGAAAGAAAAAAGAUUGACAAGUUGCCAGACUUGUAGCAGUACUUAAGAUAAAACCAGUCUCGUCUGUCAUGCAUCAAGUUCAAUAUUAUUCUCUGAGAUUACGUAUAGUUAAUGUAGACUGAAUGCCGAAAAAAUACGUAGUAAAAAUAAAAAAAAAACAAAACAAAUUAAAAUAAAAUAAAAAAUAUAUUAUAAAAUAUGUACAAAAUGAAAAAAAAAGU